This is a messenger RNA of Ochotona princeps (American pika), 2324 nucleotides long. RefSeq names its product COP9 signalosome subunit 2 (gene COPS2). The coding region runs from base 595 to 1725 and encodes 376 amino acids. Lineage: Eukaryota; Metazoa; Chordata; Mammalia; Lagomorpha; Ochotonidae. Gene Ontology annotation, cellular component: COP9 signalosome. Gene Ontology annotation, molecular function: protein binding. Gene Ontology annotation, biological process: protein deneddylation. The transcript has 13 exons. The record is from RefSeq and is a predicted model, not a curated record.
GCUUGGCCGGCAGCAGGGGGAAGCGAGGGUCGAGGAGGCUGCGCCGGGGGGGUCCCGGGCCUUGCGUUCCAAGCCCCGGCGCCUCCCGGGUUCCCCCGACCGCUCCGGCGGCGGGCGUCCGGGCCUCGGCGCCUCCUCCCGCGGCCGCAGCACGCGAGCCGCCUCGGGGAGCGAGCCGCGGUCUAGGCCCUCCCCGGCUCAGCCCUUUGGGGCCCGGCGUCCCUGGCCCCUGUUCCUCCACCUCCCCCCCGGGACGGAGCGGGUGGCUGAAGGCCGGGACAGAAGUCUGGAAACUGCGGGGUGGCGGCUGGACCCGUGGACCGGAGAGCCCCAGCGGUCCGGUCCAGGGUCAGUUUUGGUCCUUAGGUGGACGGUUCAGGAGAGGGAUGACUGGAAACAGGAGCUGAGCUGUGUGUGGAAGAGAAGGAAUACUCUGAAGACAGCAACUCUGAGCCAAAUGUGGAUUUGGAAAAUCAGUACUAUAAUUCCAAAGCAUUAAAGGAGGAUGACCCAAAAGCAGCAUUAAGCAGUUUCCAAAAGGUUUUGGAACUUGAAGGAGAAAAAGGAGAAUGGGGAUUUAAAGCACUGAAACAGAUGAUUAAAAUUAACUUCAAGUUGACAAACUUUCCAGAAAUGAUGAAUAGAUAUAAACAGCUAUUGACCUAUAUUCGGAGUGCAGUCACAAGAAAUUAUUCUGAAAAAUCCAUUAAUUCUAUUCUUGAUUAUAUCUCCACUUCUAAACAGAAUUCUGAUUUUUUAUGUCAGAUGGAUUUACUGCAGGAAUUCUAUGAAACAACACUGGAAGCUUUGAAAGAUGCUAAGAAUGAUAGACUGUGGUUUAAGACAAACACAAAGCUUGGAAAAUUAUAUUUAGAACGAGAAGAAUAUGGAAAGCUUCAAAAAAUUUUACGCCAGUUACAUCAGUCCUGCCAGACUGAUGAUGGAGAAGAUGACCUGAAGAAAGGUACACAGUUAUUAGAAAUAUAUGCUUUGGAAAUUCAGAUGUACACAGCACAGAAAAAUAACAAAAAACUCAAAGCAUUGUAUGAGCAAUCACUUCACAUCAAGUCUGCCAUCCCUCACCCCCUGAUCAUGGGAGUCAUCAGAGAAUGUGGUGGUAAAAUGCACUUGAGAGAAGGUGAAUUUGAAAAGGCACACACUGAUUUUUUUGAAGCCUUUAAGAAUUAUGAUGAAUCAGGAAGUCCAAGAAGAACCACUUGCUUAAAAUAUUUGGUCUUAGCAAACAUGCUAAUGAAAUCGGGAAUAAACCCAUUUGACUCACAAGAGGCCAAGCCGUAUAAAAAUGAUCCAGAAAUUCUAGCUAUGACGAAUUUAGUAAGUGCCUAUCAGAAUAAUGACAUCACUGAAUUUGAAAAGAUUCUGAAAACAAAUCACAGCAACAUCAUGGAUGAUCCUUUCAUAAGAGAACACAUUGAAGAGCUUUUGCGAAACAUCAGAACACAAGUGCUCAUAAAGUUAAUUAAGCCUUACACAAGAAUACAUAUCCCUUUUAUUUCUAAGGAGUUAAACAUAGAUGUAGCUGAUGUGGAGAGCUUGCUGGUACAGUGCAUAUUGGAUAACACUAUUCAUGGCCGAAUCGAUCAAGUCAACCAGCUCCUUGAACUGGAUCAUCAGAAGAGGGGAGGUGCACGGUAUACUGCACUAGACAAAUGGACCAACCAACUCAAUUCUCUCAACCAGGCUGUCGUCAGCAAACUGGCAUAACAGAACAGGCUUUGACAGACAUCCUCAAGGCAACAGUGCAGAAAUGUAAACCUUGAACUGGGAAUGGCAAAACUACUGUCGGUUGAUGUGUCCUGAAAUUUAUUGGAGUUAUGGCAGAAGUGCUUUUUUGAUCAACUGGUUUGUGUUUUGCUGCUGCAUUUAUCCCAAGAAAAACAGCUUUAAUCUCCAGAAGAAAACCAAAAUACCAUGGGAUUUAUGCUGUAUUGACAUCUUGCCCUAAACAUACAACAUCAUAGUAAUUUGUCGUGGGCAACAUGACCAGAGAGAAGAUUUUUGUCAUGAUUUUAAAUACACUGACACGCUACUGUUGGUUAAAUUUAAACAUGUUUUACCUGCAGAAAUUCUCUCACAAAUAACCUGCAAUAACUUGAAACGCAUACCCUUUUGAACACUUCCUUUUCUCAUGUAUAAAUGAAAAUGUUUGCUGCAUUUUGCAAAAUGUCAAUUCUCCAAAAAUGUGUCCAUAUAUUUCUGUACCUGCAGUGUAGUAAAGGUUUAGAUGAAACCCCAUAAUUAUAGUGGCAUACUGUCACUUAGGUUUCAAGCAGCAAAAUAAACAGUGCAGCUCAGAAGUUGUA